Molecule: messenger RNA, 843 nt
Organism: Sungouiella intermedia
Lineage: Eukaryota; Fungi; Ascomycota; Pichiomycetes; Serinales; Metschnikowiaceae
Source: the annotation of a GenBank genome assembly
AUGUCAAAACGCUCGCAUUCAGAACUUGACAACGAUGAAUAUCAAGACGAACAAACUCCGUUUGAACAGGUGAAUAAUGACGAUCGAUUAAUAGACUCGAGUGUUCUUCUGAGCUUACUACGGUUAGUGCUUACAAGACACGCACGAAAUCAGAGAAUUCGGAAGGAUCACUUAGCGCCAAUUCUUCAUCGCCAUAAUCUCAAAGGCAACAUUAUCACAUGGUUCAAUUCACUCAAGAAAGAAUUUGAAGAUUUAUUCGGUAUCACACUUAUAAUGUCGGGAAAUGAGAUAUUCCUUCUGAACAACCUUCAAUUGUCAUCCAGAGAGGCUUUAGAUAGGCUUCUAAAGAGAGAAGAUGUGGGGAUCAAUCAAGCAGAUAGCAAUUUCAAUGAUUUAUUAUAUCACAUGUCAAAUCACAAACGAAAAGAUGUUAUUGUGAAUACACCCGAGACUAUCAUGGCUGGGAUAGUGAUUUUGAUUAUUUCAGUUAUUGUUGUCAACGAGAAUAGGGUCAGGGAAACCAAUCUACUUGAAGUAUUGGAUGGUUUUGGGCUUUCAGAAAACCUUAGUUCAAUUGUAGCCAACAUCAACAAGAAUACUCAAGAUAUUCUCUCCGAGUUAGUGCGAAGGGAAUACAUCGGGAAGCUUGUUACAGGAGCAGACCAAAAUUCUCAAGUUGACUAUUGCUUGGGAAAAGCUGCUUUAAGAGACAUAGAACCGAAAUCCAUUCUUAGGUUCCUACGAGGUCUAUUUAACCAUGAGGAUAUGCACUUAAAAUGUUAUAAGACUGUCCAAAGAUGCUUUCCUGAAGCAUCUCUCUCUGAGCCAGUAGCGAGAGAUUAA